GGGGGGGGUAAGUAACCGGGUGCAAAACUCUACUAUAAAAGUUCCCGACUACAAGAUUGUGUUGGAGUACUGAUGGUUUAGCAUCUUAACUUGUCGACAGGGAUUUACGAGAUCAGUUCCAGACACAGACAUUCGCUUCCAAACAGCCAUCAUGGUCUCUGGUGGACGUCCCCUGGCGAUAUUGAUGUUGUUGACACUGACUCAGGUACUCAGUGCUCUUAGAGUCAACAAACGGUCAACGGUCUGCUACACUGACCUCGGCUGCUUCAGCACCGAUGCUCCCUUCACCAGCAAGGAGCGCCCCAUCUCCUUUCUCCCGGAGUCUCCUGAGAAAAUCAACCCCACCUUCACUCUUUACACCCGCCAGUCACCUGCUCAGGGCUACCUGCUGAGGUCAGGGGACACAACAGGGUUAACGAGGUCGACAUUCAACGCCAGCCGACCCUCCAAGUUCAUCGUUCACGGCUUCCUCGAAAGCUUCUUGGCGACUUGGAUGAAGGACAUGAAAGACGCACUGCUGAGACAGGGGGACUACAAUGUGGUGGUCGUGGACUGGGGAUCAGGAUCCUUCUCUCUCUACGGACAAGCAACGGCCAACACCCGCGUCGUGGGCGCCAUGAUAGCGCAGCUGAUCAUGUUCAUUCAGAACACAACAGGGGCACGUCAAGAGGACAUGCACAUCGUGGGACACAGUCUGGGUUCGCACGUGGCUGGCUAUGCCGGAGAGAGACUCCAACACCUGGGCAGAAUCACAGGACUGGACCCUGCUCAGCCGUACUUCCAGUACACGGACAAGGCCGUGAGACUGGACCCCACCGACGCCCUCUUUGUCGAAGCCAUCCACACUGACGGCGACAACUUCUACAGCACAGAGCUCGGCCUAGGGAUGUCCCAGCCCUGUGGUCACGUGGACUACUACCCUAACGGAGGUCACGACCAGCCGGGUUGUGACAAGUCCCCCAUCACACACCUGGAGGAGAACGGUCUGUACCUGGGUCUACGUGAGAUUAUCGGGUGCAACCAUGCGCGUGCCUACCAUCUGGCCAUCGACUCCAUCAACAGCGCCUGCCCCUUCCUCGCAUACCGCUGCGACAGCGAGGACGACUUCAAGGCCGGCCGAUGCCUCAAAUGCAGUGAUCAAGAUUGCAGACACAUGGUUCUGACCUCUGACCCUGUCAAGCUACCCGCUGGUGCCUCCCUCCUCAAAUACUACUUCCUGACCGGCGACCUCUCGCCUUACUGCCGCUACCACUAUCGACUGUCCCUGGCGCUUGCCAAACCCAUUGGGAGCCAGCAGGAGCGAGGCACGCUGUACGCCACACUGACGGGCACUUCCGGUCAGACCGAGGAAGUCAAGCUCACCAAUGAUGACGUCUACUUCAACCCCGGAGAAACAUAUACUUACGUCAUGACGUCCAAACUGCUGCUGGGUGACGUCACGAGCGUGGAGGUCAGGUGGCUCCAACACUGGGCGCUCCUGGACGUCUCCUCGUGGAAUUUUCUGGGCCUUCGCCACCCCAAGCUGUACGUGGGGAGGAUUGAUAUCACCAGCGGGGAGACUCAACAAAACUCUACCUUCUGCGGUCAGGGCAUCGGUGUGAAAUCGGAUCAAAAGCAAGUGUUUUCCUCCAAAUGCUGACUUGGAUAACACAAAUUAGUCUUGAUGUAAACACCUGUGGAGUAAAUAAACUGGUUUUAACAGUCC
Molecule: messenger RNA, 1705 nt
Organism: Pomacea canaliculata
Lineage: Eukaryota; Metazoa; Mollusca; Gastropoda; Architaenioglossa; Ampullariidae
Product: pancreatic triacylglycerol lipase-like
Exons: 11
Coding region: 152-1639 (495 amino acids)
Biological process (GO): lipid metabolic process
Molecular function (GO): triacylglycerol lipase activity; protein binding
Source: RefSeq, a predicted model, not a curated record